This is a messenger RNA of Prunus persica (peach), 5469 nucleotides long. Its product is annotated as pleiotropic drug resistance protein 2. The coding region runs from base 532 to 4929 and encodes 1465 amino acids. The transcript is spliced from 20 exons. Lineage: Eukaryota; Viridiplantae; Streptophyta; Magnoliopsida; Rosales; Rosaceae. Gene Ontology annotation, molecular function: ATP binding; ABC-type transporter activity; ATP hydrolysis activity. Gene Ontology annotation, cellular component: membrane. The record is from RefSeq and is a predicted model, not a curated record.
AAUUCUUUGAAGACAACUUAUUGUAGGAAGGAACAAAAGAAGUAAUAAGAAAGCUAAAUAUCCACCUCAAGUUACAUAUAUAAUAUCUACUUUGUCCUUAUUAUGCAGUCAUAGAUCCUUAGAAAAACCACGUCUUGAAAAUAGAAUCUUGCAAAAAUGGUGAAAAAAAUGUCCAAGGAGUUGGCUUUCAACUGUUCCCAAACUCUGUAAAUACUAAAUACUCUCUCCUCUUUGUCAGCAUCACCAUAUCCUCCUGACUCAUAUAUCUCAUAAGUUAACCAUGCUCCUCAGACUCCUCCAAACCAAGCCAUGCAGAAGAAAACCACCAGCAACUUUUCUUGACACAACAUUCCUCUGGAGCUUGCUGCUUCCAAGAUUUUCAUGCUUUUUUUAAAAUUUGUUACAAACUAAUACUUGUUGGGUUUCUUUUGAAUUUGUUUCCUUCUCUAGUUUCACCUCAACUUUUUGAUUUGAAGUAUGCUUGUGUGAAGAGAAAUAUAUAAUUUUAAAAAGGGUGAUAAAGAAUCAAAGAUGGCGGCUGCAUUGGCCGGAGAUGAGCUUGUGGGGUCAGUGAGCAGUGGGAGGAGGACUCACGGAUCAGUGAGCAAGAGAAGUUGGGCUUCGACGAGUUUCAGAGAACUGUGGAGUGGGCAGGGGGAUGUGUUUCAGCGCAGUGGGAGGUCAGCAUAUGAUGAUGAGGAGGAGUUGAAGUGGGCUGCAAUAGAGAGGCUUCCUACGUUUGAUAGAUUAAGAAGAGGAAUGCUUAAGCAGGUUUUAGAUGAUGGAAAAGUUGGUUAUGAAGAGAUUGAUGUUACCAAUCUUGGAAGGCUGGACAAGAAGCACCUCAUGGAAAAUAUACUCAAGAUUGCUGAAGAGGACAAUGAGAAAUUUCUUCUAAGGCUUAGAGAAAGGACUGAUAGGGUUCGGAUUGAGAUUCCACAGAUUGAAGUCCGGUUCGAGCAUUUAUCAGUAGAAGGGGAUGCAUAUAUUGGAACCAGAGCACUUCCCACUCUGCUGAAUUCCUACAGGAACAUCAUAGAAGGAAUUCUUGGAUUUGUUAAGCUAUUCCCGUCAAAGAAAAGAGUAGUCAAGAUACUUUGUGACAUGAGUGGAAUAGUAAAGCCAUCAAGAAUGACACUGCUUCUGGGACCUCCGGGAUCAGGGAAGACAACAUUUCUUCAGGCACUUGCUGGCCAGACGGAUAACGAUCUAAGGGUAUCCGGAAGAGUCACUUACUGUGGUCAUGAAUUUUCAGAGUUUGUUCCUCAAAGAACAUGCGCUUAUAUCAGCCAGCAUGAUCUGCACCAUGGUGAGAUGACAGUCAGAGAAACAUUGAAUUUUUCAGGAAGAUGCUUGGGGGUUGGAACCAGAUACGAGCUACUGGCGGAAUUAUCUAGACGAGAAAAAGAAUCAGGAAUCACACCGGAUCCUGAGAUAGAUGCAUUCAUGAAAGCCACAGCUCUGGCAGGACACGAAACCAGUUUAGUGACAGACUAUGUUCUGAAGAUACUUGGAUUAGAUAUAUGUGCUGAUGUUUUAGUGGGUGAUGAGAUGAGAAGGGGCAUAUCUGGUGGACAAAAGAAGCGUCUUACUACAGGAGAAAUGCUGGUUGGACCAGCAAAAGCUUUUUUCAUGGAUGAAAUAUCUACUGGUUUAGACAGUUCAACCACGUUCCAAAUCAUCCGGUUUAUGAGGCAGAUGGUUCAUAUAAUGGAUGUCACCAUGAUAAUUUCUCUUCUGCAACCUGCACCUGAAACCUUUGAACUCUUUGAUAACAUUAUCUUAGUUUCGGAGGGUCAUAUUGUCUACCAAGGUCCACGAGAGAAUGCACUAGAAUUUUUUGAGAGUGUAGGUUUCAAAUGUCCAGAAAGGAAAGGAGUGGCAGACUUCCUGCAAGAGGUUAUUUCUACAAAGGACCAAGAACAAUACUGGUUUAAAAAGAACAUACCAUACCGAUAUAUUAGUGCAUUGGAAUUUUCGGAUUAUUUCAAAAACUUCCACAUUGGCCAAAACCUGUCUGAAGAACUUGGAAAUCCCUAUGACAGAUCUAAAACUCAUCCUGCAGCAUUAUCGAAAAAAAUGUAUGGAAUCUCAAACUGGGAACUCUUCAAGGCAUGCUUUGCAAGAGAGUGGCUAUUGAUGAAGCGCAACUCCCCUCUAUAUGUAUUCAAGACAACACAGAUCACAAUCAUGUCAAUAAUUUCCAUGACUAUAUUUUGGAGAACAGAAAUGAAGCACGGCAGAUUAGAAGAUGGUGGGAAAUUUUAUGGUGCACUAUUUUUCAGUCUGAUAAAUGUAAUGUUCAAUGGGAUGACAGAGCUUGCAAUGACUAUAUUCAGGCUCCCUGUAUUUUUCAAACAGAGAGAUCUCUUGUUACAUCCAGCAUGGGCUUUCUGCUUGCCAAUUUCGGUUCUCAGGAUUCCUGUAUCAUUGAUAGAAUCAGGAAUAUGGAUCAUACUCACGUAUUACACUAUCGGUUUUGCUCCUGCAGCUAGUAGGUUUUUCUGCCAGCUAUUGGCGUUAUUCAGUGUGCAUCAGAUGGCCCUAUCUCUGUUCCGUUUCAUUGCAGCUCUUGGAAGAACACAAAUAGUUGCAAGCACACUUGGCACCUUCACGCUGCUAUUGGUUUUUGUCCUUGGUGGAUUCAUUGUUGCCAAAGAUGACAUUGAACCGUGGAUGAUAUGGGGCUACUAUAUUUCUCCCAUGAUGUAUGGACAAAAUGCCAUUGUCAUCAAUGAAUUUCUUGACAAAAGAUGGAGUGCACCCAAUAUUGACCCAAGAAUCUCUGAACCUACAGUUGGAAAGGCUCUUCUAAAGACCAGAGGCAUGUUUACAGAAGAAUACUGGUAUUGGAUAUGCAUAGGGGCACUCCUUGGCUUUUCACUGCUUUUCAACAUCUUGUUUAUUGCAGCACUGACUUAUCUGAACCCUUUUGGAGAUUCUAAAUCCAUUAUUCUGGAGGAUGAUGACAAGCAUAGAAGUAAAAACCAGUCAAUGUUAGAUAUAAUGGGAGGCACAGAAAUGAGUUCAGCAUCCACUGCCCCAUUGUCGGAAGGUAUCGAUAUGGUCGUGAAGAAACCUAAGAAACGAGGAAUGGUCCUGCACUUUCAGCCUUUAUCACUUGCAUUUGAUCAUGUGAACUACUAUGUUGAUAUGCCUGCUGAAAUGAAGAGCCAAGGAAUUGAAGAGGAUCGCCUCCAAUUGUUACGAGAUGUUAGUGGUGUUUUUAGGCCUGGCAUUCUAACAGCAUUGGUUGGUGUAAGUGGUGCAGGAAAGACUACCUUAAUGGAUGUGCUAGCAGGAAGGAAAACUAGUGGUUAUAUUGAAGGAAGUAUCAGCAUUUCUGGUUACCCAAAGAACCAAGCAACUUUUGCCCGAGUUAGCGGUUAUUGUGAACAAAAUGAUAUCCAUUCUCCAAAUGUAACUGUUUAUGAAUCUCUUCUGUACUCUGCCUGGAUGCGCCUUGCUAAGGAGAUUACAAAGGAAACACGACAGAUGUUUGUGGAGGAAGUCAUGGAUUUGGUUGAGCUACACCCACUGAGGAAUUCCUUAGUAGGCCUUCCUGGAAUAAAUGGUCUGUCAACAGAACAGAGAAAGAGAUUAACCGUAGCUGUAGAGUUGGUUGCGAACCCCUCUAUAAUCUUCAUGGAUGAGCCAACAUCAGGUCUUGAUGCAAGGGCUGCUGCAAUCGUCAUGCGUACAGUGAGAAAUACUGUGGAUACAGGGAGGACUCUUGUCUGCACUAUUCAUCAGCCAAGCAUAGACAUUUUUGAAGCCUUUGAUGAGCUACUUCUGAUGAAGAGAGGUGGACAAGUUAUUUAUGCCGGACCCCUUGGCCACUGUUCUCAAAGGCUGAUAGAAUAUUUUGAAGCUAUUCCAGGAAUUACUGAGAUCAGAGAUGGUUACAAUCCUGCAACAUGGAUGUUGGAAAUUAGUUCUCCUACAGUUGAGACACAACUCAAUGUGGACUUUGCUGAUAUAUAUCAGAAGUCUGAACUUUAUAAGAAGAAUCACGAACUUAUUGAAGAGCUAAGCACUCCAGUCCCAGGAUCCAAAGACCUUCACUUCCCUACUAAAUACUCUCAGUCUUUUCUUACUCAAUGCAAAGCUUGCUUCUGGAAACAACAUUGGUCAUACUGGAGGAACCCGCCAUACAAUGCCAUCCGGCUCUUUUUGAGCAUAGUUGUCGGUACUAUUUUCGGACUUAUUUUCUGGAACAAAGGAGAAAAAACACACAAGGAACAAGACCUACUCAAUCUGAUGGGAGCCAUGUAUUCUGCCAUUAUCUUCCUGGGAGCCACCAACACUGCCUCAGUGCAGCCUGUUGUGGCAAUUGAAAGAACAGUAUUCUACCGCGAAAGAGCAGCAGGGAUGUACUCUGCGUUGCCUUAUGCAUUUGCCCAGGUGGCAAUUGAGACAAUUUACGUUGCCGUCCAAACUCUGAUGUAUAGUCUCAUCCUUUAUUCAAUGAUCGGCUUCCCUUGGAGAGUUGACAAGUUUUUUUGGUUCUACUACUUCAUAUUGAUGUGCUUUAUCUACUUCACAUUGUAUGGCAUGAUGCUUGUAGCUCUCACGCCAGGCCACCAAAUUGCGGCCAUUGUGAUGUCCUUUUUCCUAAGCUUCUGGAAUCUCUUCUCUGGUUUCCUCAUCCCUAGGACACAAAUACCAAUAUGGUGGAGAUGGUACUACUGGGGUUCUCCGGUGGCUUGGACAAUCUAUGGACUUGUGACUUCCCAAGUGGGAGACAAAACUUCAUUAGUUGAAGUUCCAGGACAAGCUCGCAUGUCAGUGCAGACUUACCUUAAGAGGAGAUUAGGCUUUGAAUAUGACUUCCUUGGAGCCGUUGUUGUUGCCCAUAUUGGUUUCGUGCUCCUAUUCUUGUUCGUCUUUGCCUACGGCAUCAAGUAUCUCAACUUCCAAAGGAGAUGAGGAAGCAUACUGGUUUUACUAUCUGUCAAAGUUUUGUAGAUUUUUCACAGCUCCAAUUGUAUUUGUUCUCGAAAAUACUGAUAUAUGUUGAAAAAUGAAGUGAGAUUUGCUUACAAAUCAGAGAGGCAGCACAUUGCUGGAUGGAAGUGAUUAGGCUUCCCAAAAAUAUCAUUAUUGAGAGGCUAGUGGUCAAAACAGACGCAUUUUGAGCGCACGACAAGGCACAAAUUUCACCAGAGAAAAAGGAUAACAAUGUUGGAGUGGAUCUUUCUGUGAGGCAUUGAAAGAGACAUUCAACCACAGAAGUUUAUGUGUGUGUUUAGUGUUACUUUGAAUUAUAACCAACAUUUUAUGUUUUCAUAUAAAAGUCCUUCAGUCUUACCCGUUGUGUACAAAUUUAAUGUUAGAAAUGCAUUAAAUCUUUUCUAACGUUAAAUCCGGAACACAAGGAUGUUGACAUCGCUUGCUAAACAACCUGGUAAUGUAAGCAUGUUUUGUUGUCAAGACUGUCGAUAUAUUAAGAUUAUUCUUGCUUGAGUA